Molecule: messenger RNA, 588 nt
Organism: Rangifer tarandus platyrhynchus (Svalbard reindeer)
Lineage: Eukaryota; Metazoa; Chordata; Mammalia; Artiodactyla; Cervidae
Source: the annotation of a GenBank genome assembly
AUGGGGGGCGGGGACCCCGGGCGCGCACCCCCGCGCACGCGCAGGCGCGCGUCUCCCUCGCCCGUAUCCUCUCGGCUCCGCGCGCGGCCCGCCCCCGCUGCAAUCCGGGCUGACGCCUCGCGGCCGCGGGCGGCGGGCCCAUUCCCCUCCCCCUUCUCCCCGGAGCCGCGGACGGGCGCGGGGAGCGCGCGCCGAGAGCUGCUGCUGGCGUCAGGGAAACCCCGGAGAAGCGGAUCCUCCUCCUCCUCCUCUUGGUCUCCUCGCACCCGGGAGAAACACACCCCUUCUCUCUUCGCCGCCCGCCUCACCUCCCCAGACGCCUCUGGCUGCGGAGACCAGAGGAUGAGAGGCGCUCCGAGCCCGUGCUUGUCCGGGAGGCCGGAGCGGGUGCGCACCUCUUUCAGCUUGGGCCCGGGGCCUCUUUAUAGGGCCUCAGAGGAAACCAAAUGGCCUCCGGGAGGAAACCUGGGUGCGCAGAGGGUCGGCGCGGGGAUUUAUGUGCCAGCCAAAAACAAUAGUGAUCCCGCCCGGCUCUUGCUGGGACCUGGCGCGGCUCCCGUGGGAGGGGGCCCACCGCGCUGCCGCUGA